UCCCUCAAACUCAGAACUCCAACUCCAAGUCCCAACUCGAAUAGUCGCAUGACUCGCAUCUGCUCUUGAUCUCCUUCGUCCUUCCUCAACCCUAACUAGUCCUCCAACAAAACCACUAUCUUGUCAUUGUAUCACCAUAUUUAGUCGGCGGCGCCACCACCUUUAAUCGGAAUACCACCUCUUCCUCUCUGCCUCUGCUAUUAUCGCUGAAAAUGGGGAGCAGAUCUGAAGCUGGGCCUGUGAAUGAGCAAGCAGUUGCCAACUUGUAUGGUUCGAUGAGGACAGAACUAAACCAAAUAUAUUCAAAGAUGACAGAGCUGGAGAUAGAAGUAAGCGAGCAUUCGUUGGUGAUGAACGCAAUCCAACCGCUUGAUCCGUCAAGGAGAUGCUACCGUAUGAUUGGAGGUGUGUUGGUAGAAAGAACAAUUAAAGAGGUAUUGCCAGCUGUGCAGCGGAACAAGGAGGGUAUUGAAGAGGUGAUUGGCAGGCUGAAUGAAGCUUUGGAGAGAAAGAAGAAAGACAUUGCUGAGUUUGAGGCCAAGUACAAAAUUAGGAUAAAAAAGUCGGAUAAUGAUGUGAAAGAGGAUAGUAACAAGAAAGAAGGUAAUGCCCAGGGAGUUCUAGUAGGCCCUGCUGCUGCUACUGAAUCAAAAUAGGUUUUGUAAUGUUAGUUUUGUCAACUUCUCCUUGCGCUUGCGCUUGCGCGCUCGCUCAUAGUUUGGACGGUCUAGCAGCAAAACCAUUUUUCACAUAGUAAGUUUUUAGUGUUGUGUUCGGAGGUGAGAAGGUUUUAUCUUUUUUUGUGGAUUAUGAUAAUAGUACUCCCUCCGUCCCAAAAUUAUCUUCCUGCUUUUCUAAACGAGCGUCCCAAAAUUAUCUUCCUGUUUCUAAUUUUGGCUACUAAGGUCUUCACUUUUUUAUGUACUAUAUUAAUUAAAAUUGAAUUGAAAACCCCA
Spinacia oleracea (spinach) is the source of this 956-nucleotide messenger RNA. RefSeq names its product prefoldin subunit 2. Gene Ontology annotation, biological process: protein folding. The record is from RefSeq and is a predicted model, not a curated record. The transcript is spliced from 2 exons. Bases 213 to 656 code for a protein of 147 amino acids. Gene Ontology annotation, cellular component: prefoldin complex. Lineage: Eukaryota; Viridiplantae; Streptophyta; Magnoliopsida; Caryophyllales; Amaranthaceae.